ACUACUACUACUACUUCUACUACUACUAAUGGUACUAUUCCUUCCAGCAGUGUUGUUUUGUAUUUUCUUCACAUUUAUUACGUUCCUGUGAUCGCUGUUAUGGGCAUCAUCGGGAACCUUCUCAGCAUCCUCGUGUUCCUUAAGACCAGACUCAACAGACGUACCACAUCUUGCUUCCUCGCUGCUAUGGCCGCUUCUGACACGCUGUUCGUGGUUCUCCUCCUCCUCCGCUUCCUCUUCCACAACCAGUCCUUCCCCGCUGCCCGCCUGGCCCUCCUAGACACGGCGGUUGGCUGCAAGAUCGUGAACUAUCUUGGGACCACGCAUUCUACCUUCGCGAACUGGCUAACAGUGGCUUAUACAACAGAGCGGUGCAUCGCGGUACAGUACCCGCUGCUGAGACCUGCCCUAUGCACGGUGCGACGGGCCAAGGGGACGAUCCUGGCGGUGGGACUAUUCGCCCUCCUCAGCAAUAUCUACCUCUUUGUGACCAUAGGGAGGGUGGACACGUUCACCUUCUGCGGCGUGCAUCAGGAGUACCAACAUGUGAUGCGGGUGUUCCGGGUGGUUGAGGUGGUGGUGGUGGUAGCCCUGCCCUUCAUUCUCAUCGCUUUUAUGAAUGGACUCAUCGCAUGGAGGCUGUACGCGCAUCACCGCGCGCUUCAUCUCGGAAUAACCGCAUCCACCCAACUAGACCAAGCGAAAAAACACUCCACUUCUUCCACCUCCUCCUCCUCUUCCUCCCACUUCCCCACCUCACCCUGCCCCAUCCACACCUCCACCAACCCUUCCACCUCCUACUCCACCCCGGCAGCCCACUCCACACUGUCCCUGGAUGCUGUGAUUAGGAGAAACAUAUGGGUGGGUGGUGAUGGAAAUGCCCCGAGGUCCGCCCCAGCCACCCCGAACGCCCUACCCCAUUUCGCUUGCCCCGGAAAAUCAACCGAAUCCUAUGCCUUGAAAGUGGUUGGGGCUUCUAGAAAACACCCCAGUGCUCUUAGAAAACAAGGAGGGGUUCUCUAUCGAAGCGGGAAAGGAAGGGAGAAGGACGGAGAGGUAGAGAACAAGAUGGGCCAUAGUUUUCAACCUCCUCAACCUCCUCCUCCUCCUCCUCGUUUUCAGUUUCCCAUUGCCAAAACAAAAGAAAACGGCACUAGAAACCACGGUGGAGAGUACAGGGUUUUCUACCGCAGUGGGAAAGGAAGGGAGACUGAAGGAGAGGUAGAGAACAAGAUGGGUCAUAGUUUUCUACCUCCUCCUCAAGAUCCCACCGCUAGAAACCAAGAUGGAGACUACAGGGUUUUCUACCGCAGCGGGAAAGGAAGGGAGACUGAAGGAGAGGUAGAGAACAAGAUGGGUCAUAGUUUUCUACCUCCUCAAGAAACCACCGCUAGAAACCAAGGUGGAGACUACAGGGUUUUCUACCGCUGUGGGAAAGGAAGGGAGAGUGAGGGAGAGAUAGAUAACAAACUAGAUAACAGUUCUCUACCUCCUCCUCCUUCUCCUCCUCCUCCUCGUCAUCAGUUUCUCAUCGGCGCCAGAAACCAGACGAACCAGCGAAACCAAGCCAAGGCGAAUCGAAACCGGGCAUCUAUAGUUAUCAUCGACCGUAGAAACCUCAUCAGGACGACCACAACCACCACCACGACCACCAGGUUUCGAAAACGGACCUCAGAGACACAUACCACCACCACGACCACCACCACCACCACUACCACAUUGACCUGGUUUCGCUGCCUCAUCAGAAACCUCCUGUUCUCUAAGAGGUCGGGGAGGCCGGUUGAUACCUCCCCCUCCUCCUCCUCCUCUCCCUCCCCCUCCCCCCCUCAUCACCACCACCGCCAGGGUCAUCACAACACCACGAAGAUGUUGAUCCUGACUUCUACAAUUUUUAUCUUAAUGCAACUUCCGAGACACGUGAUCAGGGUGUACAUCGUAACGCACUACCUCGCUGACUCCCCCUCCGAGGCCGCCAUGGAGGAGACCAGCGCCCUCAUCCCGCUCGUGGAGGUGUUUGAGUGCCUCCACUACACCCACUCCUCCGUCAACUUCCUGCUGUACCUGCUGUGCGGCGCCACCUUCAGGCAGGCCGUGGUGGGCUACGUUAAGCAGGCUGUCUCCCGCCACCUCUGCUGCUGCUGCGCCCGCCUCUCCCCCGCCCCCGCCCGCAGCGCUGAGAGAAGGAAUUAAGGGAUGUAUUUUAAGACACCAUCGCUUCUCACAUCAACUAUUUCUACAGGUCAUAGAGGGGAUCAAUCGGGUUUUCAUGAGUGUUUUUUUAAGGUUCAUGGCACAGAAGAAGGGUCAAACUACCACGAGGGUCAUAAAACUACCCCUGGAAAGGCCUACAGCUCCUACGAAAGCGGUUAGAUUAGUGGAUUUAUUAUUAUUUUUUUUUACGUCUACGCCUAUAACGCCGGUAGGCUUGGUUGAGGGGCCUAGAUGGUAGUUGGCCCCAAGUCCGUCAUGGCGCAGGCAAUUUUUUAUAGUGUCGCCAGUUAUGCUUGGCUCAUGCUGCCCCCCGGAACUCAUUCUUGAUUCACUUGGACGGUUUCCUCUAGAGUCCGGGUGGAUGGGUGGUCUUCAGGACAGCAUGUGGGUAGUUUUAAGCCACUCGGCGGUGACUGAAAAAUCCCAGGUGGUAGCGUGGGGAUUCGAACUCGCGUCGUCCAUCUCGCGGUGAAUGCAGGCCCAGCACGCUACCACUCAGCCACCGCCUAUAAUAAGGACCAUAGUUUCCUGGGGAGACGCUGGCUGAGUGGUUAGAUUAAUUAGUAGAUUUAAUAUUAUAAGUGUGUGUGUGUGUGUGUGUGUGU
This is a messenger RNA of Eriocheir sinensis (Chinese mitten crab), 2816 nucleotides long. RefSeq lists its product as uncharacterized. Gene Ontology annotation, biological process: G protein-coupled receptor signaling pathway. Gene Ontology annotation, cellular component: membrane. The record is from RefSeq and is a predicted model, not a curated record. The transcript has 6 exons. Bases 100 to 2190 code for a protein of 696 amino acids. NCBI's taxonomy places the organism in Eukaryota, Metazoa, Arthropoda, Malacostraca, Decapoda, Varunidae. Gene Ontology annotation, molecular function: G protein-coupled receptor activity.